CGCGCCCCGAGGCCGCGCCCGCCGCCCCGGCCGCCAUGCGGCGCUGAGGCGGGCUGCGCGCGGCUCCGCGGUGGGCGGCGGUGCUCGGCGCCCUGACGGCCCCGCCGCCGCCCCGCGCCCGGCCCCGGGCCGACCCCGCCGCCAUGGCCAGUGACAGCGGCGGGCCCGGCGGGCCGAGCGCGAGCGAGCGAGACCGGCAGUACUGCGAGCUGUGCGGGAAGAUGGAGAACCUGCUGCGCUGCGGCCGCUGCCGCAGCUCCUUCUACUGCUGCAAGGAACACCAGCGCCAGGACUGGAAGAAGCACAAGCUCGUGUGCCAGGGCGGCGACCCCGCCGGCCCCGCCGCCGGCCCGCGCGCGCAGCCCGGCCCCGCGCCGCCCGCCGCCGCGCCUCCGCCCCGGGCCGGGGCCGCCUCCGGGACCCCCGGGGCGCGGACCGGGAAGGCGGCGGGGCAGCGCCGGGGCAGCGCCGAGGCCGCGCGCGCGCCGGCCCCCGGGGACGCGGCCCAGGCCCGGGGCCCCCGAGGCGCGGCCGAGCGCGGCCAGGAGGAGCCGCCCUCCCGGCGGUCGCCGUGUCCCGAGCGGGCCAGCCUGUGCCCGGCGGGUAGCUCGCCCGGAGAGGCGCUGAGCCCCGGAGGCGGCCUGCGGCCCAACGGGCAGACCAAGCCGCUGCCCGCGCUGAAGCUGGCGCUGGAGUACAUCGUGCCGUGCAUGAACAAGCACGGCAUCUGCGUGGUGGACGACUUUCUGGGCAGGGAGACCGGGCAGCAGAUCGGCGACGAGGUGCGCGCACUGCACGACACCGGCAAGUUCACGGACGGGCAGCUCGUCAGCCAGAAGAGCGACUCGUCUAAGGACAUCCGGGGCGACAAGAUCACCUGGAUCGAGGGCAAGGAGCCGGGCUGCGAGACCAUCGGGUUGCUCAUGAGCAGCAUGGACGACCUGAUCCGCCACUGCAACGGCAAGCUGGGCAACUAUAAGAUCAACGGCCGGACGAAAGCCAUGGUUGCUUGUUACCCUGGCAACGGGACUGGUUACGUUCGGCACGUUGAUAACCCAAACGGAGAUGGAAGAUGUGUGACGUGCAUAUACUAUCUGAAUAAGGACUGGGACGCCAAGGUAAGUGGAGGCAUACUUCGGAUUUUCCCAGAAGGCAAAGCCCAGUUUGCUGACAUUGAACCCAAAUUUGAUAGACUGCUGUUUUUCUGGUCUGACCGCCGCAACCCUCAUGAAGUACAACCAGCAUAUGCUACAAGGUACGCAAUAACUGUUUGGUAUUUUGAUGCAGAUGAGCGAGCAAGAGCUAAAGUAAAAUAUCUAACAGGUGAAAAAGGCGUGCGGGUGGAGCUCAACAAGCCCUCUGACUCUGUCGGCAAGGACGUCUAGGCGACCUUGACCAGCAGCACCCUCGUCGCCCCGUGACUCUGGCUGCUGUUAACUUGCGAAGACAAACGGAAGGGAAGGAACGUGGACACGCGGUGGGCGUCACACAAGGAACCAGCAGCUCUCUGUGCUUCGUGGAGCAGAAGGCUCUGCUGUGACUCUGACCUGCAAGAGCGGCGGAGCCGGCCGCUGCGGCGCCCAGAGGAGGCGCUCUCAAGGAAGACGGCUUUCCAUCCGGACGAGAAUAAGUGCCCUACGUGGAAUUUUUCAUUCUUAUAUUUUGCCAGAUCUAUCAUCUAGCUGAGUUCAUUUCAUCUCUCUCUUUUUUAUAUCAAGUUUGAAUUUGGGAUAAUUUUUGUAUGACUAGGUACAAUUUAUCAAAACUGAAAUGAGAAAAAAUUACAGUAUUAUUCCUCAAAAUAACAUCAAUCUAUUUUUGUAAACCUCUCCGUACUAUUAAAUAUUGCCCUAAAAGAUC
Messenger RNA from Sciurus carolinensis (gray squirrel), 1860 nucleotides. RefSeq names its product egl-9 family hypoxia inducible factor 1 (gene Egln1). Bases 144 to 1385 code for a protein of 413 amino acids. The transcript is spliced from 5 exons. The record is from RefSeq and is a predicted model, not a curated record. Gene Ontology annotation, cellular component: nucleus; cytoplasm. Gene Ontology annotation, biological process: peptidyl-proline hydroxylation to 4-hydroxy-L-proline; cellular response to hypoxia. NCBI's taxonomy places the organism in Eukaryota, Metazoa, Chordata, Mammalia, Rodentia, Sciuridae. Gene Ontology annotation, molecular function: L-ascorbic acid binding; ferrous iron binding; peptidyl-proline 4-dioxygenase activity.